AUGUCGCAGAGAAACAAGCAGUCCCCAACUGACUGGAACAUGUAUGAGCAUGGCCGUGCAAGUUCUUUCGGAUCCCUUGAAUCUGUCCCCGAGGAUGAUCAAUCGCAAAGAUUCAUCUCUACCUCAACUCCUCGAGACAUCCCACAAAGAGAUGGAUCUCGCGAUGGCGCUCGGCUGAGGCGGAAGUCCUCAUUGGGGAAAAGAUUUGACUCUAUUCGACAGAUGGGUGGUCCUAACAGCAUCGACAACUUUGCGAAAUCCUUACAAAGAGCUGCCGGUUUUCGAGAGAUCACACCCGUCCGGAGGAACUCGGUCUCGAUACCCGACGAUGAUCAAGAAGCUGAGCCAGAUGUUGCCGAGCAGUCAGCCGCCCCGGACAGGUCUCUAUUGAGGCAGCAACUGCUGCGCUAUGACAUGGACCACGGUUCAGGCUCUGCUGUGCAAGAUGAGCAGAGCGAGGUUGACGGUCCAACAGAAACAACUAGAUUGCUCCCUCGCAGGAGCAGACAUACAUUAAAGUCUCAAAGUGGGUCUUUGGUUCCUGGCAGUCUUCUACCCGGCCAGUACGCGGCUAGCUAUUCAAGCAUUUCCUCCAAACUCACAGUGACCGCUCGGCAACGUGCCUCAAUUCUUAUUAUGGAGCAGGAGGAAGCCAGUCGGCGCGCCAGAGAAGAUCUGGAUGACAAAUUUGAAGAGGAACCACCUCGGCACAUUGAGCAAGAGGUUCUUCCUGAUGGAGAAGUCAUUCACCGUGUUGUCGGCGAAUCCACCGUACCUAUGACUGUCUUUAAUUCGACCAACGUUUUGAUCGGAGUGGGCAUCCUUGCUCUGCCACUGGGUAUCAAAUAUGCGGGUUGGGUUCUUGGUCUAACAUUUCUGACUCUUUCUGCCCUGGCCACUUCUUACACCGCAAAGUUGCUGGCCAGAUGCCUAGACACCAACACCGGUUCCUCCACGUACGGGGAUAUUGCUUUCCUUGCUUUCGGUACGACUGGUAGAAACCUGGUCGAGAGUUUGUUCAUCCUUGAGCUGACAGGCGCCAACGUUGCCUUGGUCAUAUUGUUCGCGGAUAGUAUGAGCUCGUUGAUCACUGGUUUCGACAACGUUACAUGGAAAAUCAUCAUUGCCGUUGCCUUGAUUCCUCUAAAUUUCGUGCCAUUCAAGUACCUGAGCUUCACCAGUGUCAUUGGCAUCUUCUGCUGUCUGGCCAUUGUUGUCAUCAUCUUCGCCGAUGGUCUCAUCAAGCCUCACGCCCCAGGGUCUCUUCGUGAAAUCUCCAAGACUUAUGCUUUUCCUGAGAAUUGGGCUACAGUUCCGCUCAGCCUGGGUCUUAUCAUGGCUCCUUGGGGUGGCCACAGUGUUUUUCCUGCGGUCUACAAAGAUAUGCGUCAUCCGCAGAAGUAUGUUCGAGCUGUCAGGUACACCUACAUAUUCACUUACGGCUUGGAUGCCUCCAUGGCCAUCCUCGGGUACCUCAUGUUUGGCGAAAAAGUGAUGGACGAAGUGACUGCUAAUAUUCUCCGUUCGACCGCCUAUCCUCAUGCUCUAUCCGUCAUCAUUGUGAUGCUUAUAGCUGUCAUACCUAUUACCAAAAUUCCCCUCAGCAAUCGACCAAUGCAGGACACGAUCAAUAAGAAAUUCUACAUUGAUCUGCGCCAGAUGGAUCACAAAGCACGUGUACGAAGUGAAAAGAGCUGGAAGCAUCGCAUUGCACGUUCAAGUGUUGGAAUUGUGGCCAACUUGGUUCAAUUGGCUUUCGCAGUCUUUUUCCCGGAUUUUGACAGUCUCAUGGCAUUACUAGGAUCGCUGUUCUGUUUUACUGUCUGCAUCAUUCUCCCAGUAAGCUUUUAUCUCAAAAUAUUCAGUUCCGAAGGGAAGGAAAUCAGUUCAAUGGAGCGUGUCGGAUGUUGGGCCCUACUUUUGGUGUCGGCCGCCUUUGGGAUCACUGGAACUGUUUUUGCUAUCGUCCCAAAAGACAAGUUUGGAAUCUCAAAAUAA
Messenger RNA from Exophiala aquamarina CBS 119918, 1998 nucleotides. RefSeq lists its product as uncharacterized. The coding region runs from base 1 to 1998 and encodes 665 amino acids. Gene Ontology annotation, cellular component: vacuolar membrane. The transcript has a single exon. Gene Ontology annotation, molecular function: amino acid transmembrane transporter activity. NCBI's taxonomy places the organism in Eukaryota, Fungi, Ascomycota, Eurotiomycetes, Chaetothyriales, Herpotrichiellaceae. The record is from RefSeq and is a predicted model, not a curated record. Gene Ontology annotation, biological process: amino acid transmembrane transport.